This is a messenger RNA of Motacilla alba alba, 6068 nucleotides long. RefSeq names its product connector enhancer of kinase suppressor of Ras 2 (gene CNKSR2). The record is from RefSeq and is a predicted model, not a curated record. Gene Ontology annotation, cellular component: membrane; cytoplasm. Gene Ontology annotation, molecular function: protein binding. The transcript has 21 exons. Lineage: Eukaryota; Metazoa; Chordata; Aves; Passeriformes; Motacillidae. Bases 458 to 3190 code for a protein of 910 amino acids. Gene Ontology annotation, biological process: regulation of signal transduction.
CAGGAGCCGCCUCGUCAUUUCCGCCAGGAGAAAAAGACACCGGCGCGGCAGCCGCGGCCGCGGAGAGCCGCGGGAGCCGCUGGGCACGAGAGCGGGCAGAGUCGAGCCAGUGCCCCGCUCGCCACCGCCAAGGACCGACCUCUCAGCGGGACCGGGAGCUGCCGCCGCUGCCCGCGGGUUCGCGGGGGCGGGAGGCGUCGGAGCGUGCCGCCCCCUUCUCCCCCUUCCUCCUCCUCCUCCUCCUCCUCCCCUUCCCCGCCGAGCCGGCAACAUGAACUGAAAUCCCCAGAGAGGCACAGAGGCGGCGAGCGAGCGAGCGGAGCGAAGGCAAGCGGGGAUAUAGCGGCUCUCUCUCCCGCCGCCGGGAUUCCGGGCAGCGCGGUCCCCCCGCCCCGCACAGGCUCGCCCCUCGCCCGGAGAGCGGCGGCCGCCCGAGCCCCGCGCCCCCGAGCCGCCCAUGGCCCUCAUCAUGGAGCCCGUCAGUAAGUGGUCGCCGAGCCAGGUCGUCGACUGGAUGAAAGGUCUUGAUGAUUGCCUGCAGCAAUAUAUAAAGAACUUUGAGAGAGAGAAGAUUAGUGGUGACCAGCUAUUACGAAUUACUCAUCAGGAACUGGAAGAUCUUGGAGUCACACGAAUUGGCCAUCAGGAGCUUAUCUUGGAAGCAGUAGACUUACUCUGUGCACUGAACUAUGGUUUGGAAACAGAAAAUCUAAAAACCCUUUCUCACAAACUGAAUGCAUCUGCCAAAAAUCUCCAGAACUUCAUUACUGGGAGGAGGAGGAGUGGUCACUAUGAUGGAAGGACCAGUCGCAAAUUACCAAAUGAUUUUCUGACAUCAGUAGUGGAUCUGAUUGGAGCAGCAAAAAGUCUUCUGGCUUGGUUGGACAGAUCACCUUUUGCUGCUGUCACAGAUUACUCAGUAACAAGAAAUAAUGUCAUACAACUCUGUCUGGAACUAACAACAAUAGUACAACAGGAUUGCACAGUAUAUGAAACAGAGAACAAAAUUCUUCAUGUGUGUAAAACUCUCUCUGGCGUCUGUGAUCACAUUAUCUCGCUCUCUUCUGAUCCACUGGUUUCCCAGUCUGCCCAUCUCGAGGUGAUCCAGCUUACAAACAUCAAGCCAAGUGAAGGGCUGGGUAUGUACAUUAAGUCAACAUAUGAUGGUCUUCAUGUAAUUACUGGAACAACAGAAAAUUCACCUGCAGAUCGGUGCAAGAAAAUCCAUGCUGGGGAUGAAGUGAUUCAAGUUAACCACCAAACUGUGGUGGGGUGGCAGUUGAAAAAUUUGGUGAAUGCACUACGAGAGGAUCCGAGUGGUGUUAUCUUAACUUUGAAAAAGCGACCUCAGAGCAUGCUUACCUCAGCACCAGCUUUACUGAAAAAUAUGAGAUGGAAGCCCCUUGCUCUGCAGCCUCUUAUUCCUAGAAGCCCUACAAGCAGUGUUGCUACUCCAUCCAGCACUAUCAGCACACCGACAAAAAGAGACAGCUCUGCCCUUCAGGAUCUCUACAUACCUCCUCCUCCAACAGAACCUUAUGUUCCAAGGGAUGAAAAGGGAAAUCUCCCCUGUGACGAUGUUGGCAGACAUAUAGUGGGCAAACCGGUUCAUACAGGAUCUGAAUCUCCAAACUCGUUUCUGGACCAAGAAUAUCGGAAACGCUUCAAUGUGGUUGAAGAAGAUGCAGUUUUGUACUGCUACGAGUAUGAGAAAGGAAGAACAAGUGGUCCUGGAAGGAGAGAGAGCACACCGACAUAUGGGAAGCUGAGGCCUAUUUCUAUGCCAGUAGAAUAUAACUGGGUGGGAGAUUAUGAAGACCCCAAUAAAAUAAAAAGAGAUACCAGGAGAGAAAAUUCAUUGCUUCGCUAUAUGAGCAAUGAGAAAAUAGGUCAAGAGGACUACAUGUUUCAAAGGAAUAGCAAAAAGGAUACUGGGAAAAAGUCCAAAAAGAAGGGAGACAAGAGCAGUAGUCCAAGUCAUUACUCACUGUUGCCUAGUUUACAAAUGGAGUCGUUGAGACAAGAAGUCAUGGGCACACCUGGACCAGAAACUGCUUUGUACCAUACAUUUCAACAGUCUUCUCUACAGCAGAAAAGUAAAAAGAAGAACAAAGCUCCUAUUCCUGGUAAAAGCAAAAGACGGAUCUCAUGUAAAGAUCUUGGUCGAGGGGACUGUGAAGGCUGGCUUUGGAAAAAGAAAGAUGCCAAGAGUUAUUUCUCCCAAAAAUGGAAAAAGUACUGGUUUGUCCUGAAGGACACAUCUCUAUAUUGGUAUAUCAACGAAGAGGAUGAAAAAGCAGAAGGAUUCAUCAGUCUACCUGAAUUUAAAAUUGACAGAGCCAGUGAAUGCCGCAAGAAAUAUGCAUUCAAAGCCUGCCAUCCUAAGAUCAAAAGUUUUUAUUUUGCUGCUGAACAUCUAGAUGAUAUGAACAGAUGGCUCAACAGAAUUAACAUGCUUGCUGCUGGCUAUGCAGAAAGAGAGAGGAUCAAACAAGAGCAAGAUUACUGGAGCGAGAGUGACAAGGAGGAGGCUGACACUCCAUCAACCCCGAAGCAGGACAGCCCCCCGCCCCCGUACGACACGUACCCACGGCCACCUUCGAUGAGCUGCACAAGCCCCUACGUGGAGCCCAAGCACAGCCGCCUGUCGUCCACGGAGACGUCCCAGUCGCAGUCGUCGCACGAGGAGUUCCGCCCGGAGGUGGCCGGCAGCGCCACCGAGUCCCCGGUGCGCAAGACGGCGAGCCAGCGGCGCUCCUGGCAGGACCUCAUCGAGACGCCGCUCACGAGCUCGGGACUGCACUACCUGCAGACGCUGCCGCUGGAGGACUCGGUGUUCUCCGAGGUGGCCGUGGUGUCCCCCGAGCACCGGCGGCAGUCGACCUUGCCCACCCAGAAGUGCCACCUGCAAGACCACUACGGCCCCUUCCCUCUGGUGGAGGGUGAGCGGAUGCAAGUGCUGAACGGGAACGGGGGAAAGCCCCGAAGUUUCACUCUGCCUCGGGACAGCGGCUUCAACCAUUGCUGCCAGAGCCUCUCGGUCGGUGCUGCCGACCACCACGAAGAAGCACAGCAGAAGGAGGUGGAGGAGGAAGAGGAAGAGGAAGGCAAACCAGCAGAAGAAAACCAGGAAGAUAAAAGUCCACAAAGAUUCUCGAGUUCUCAAGCCCUAGCUUAUGGAAGUGUGUAAUGUCAGUGUGGUUGCAAUUCACAUGAUCUCCUAGCUCUGUAUCUUAUCCUUCACCCAACAUUGCACAACGCUGGACUGUCAGCUAGGAGAACGAAAGGAGCCAGAUUGUGUUGUGCCACCUCUUUUUCUAGUUCACGCAUAAGUUGCCACCAGGAUAUUUUUCUGUGUUUGUAGCACGUUUGGUGGAUUUGGGGCACAUUCUUUGCUUCCAUUCUCCUCAUUCAUGUGACCCUUUCCCAGUGCUUCCAAAUGAGCUAAUGUGUCUUCAACAUGGAGAAAACCAACUAAGUUGGUUAGGAUGUGUAUUGUUCUCUUGUUUUAUUUGUGGGUUGUUUGGGGGUUUUUUAAUUGGUCUUUGUUCUGUUCUUUUUAAAAAAAACAUAUCUACAAAAAGAGAAUAUAUAACUUUCUGCCCUAAAUACCUCUUUUGCAUCAGGGAUGGAUAUUUUAAUGGAGUGAGGUGUAAUAGCAGAACAGUGCCAUGUCUCUGUCCUCACGAGCAUCGCUGCAUGCAGAUUAGAAAGGCUCUGUAGUGCUGCUACUGUAUGCCAGAUUUGCUAUUUGCUCUUGUUUGCAUGAUAGUAUUUCUAAUUUACUAAUAUGAUAUGGAAAUAAUGGCACAUCACCGAUCUUUCAACAUAUUGUAUCACUGCUUUAUCAUAUUAGGCUAAUACACUGCGAGAGUUGAUAGCACCUCUCCAUGUCAAAUGGGAAGCACAUCUCUUGGCACUGAACCGAUUGGACUCAAAGGUUGAUAAACUUAUCAUUAGAGAAUUGGCACGACGGAGACUCAACUUCAGCCUCUUGCAAGCAACCUAAUGGCCUCCGUUCAGAAAGUCAGUUCUUCUUGAAUAACUUUGAUGUUUAUAACAGAGAACAGACCUGUUAAAGCAUAGACAACCACAUGCCUGAAUAUGAGGCCUCCAGGAAGGUGUCAAAGGGCAUGACCAGUCUUUUGAAGAAUGCACCCUUUCCACAAUGGGACUAGGCACAAAGUCAGAUCCAGUCUACAUGGAGCACAUUUGCAGAAAAUACUGCCCCCCGCACGGGAGAACGGAAGGGGAAGAGGGUCUUGGCAGGGGAAGGGCUUUGAUGUCACUCAGUUUUGUUCUGCACACCUCGAGGAAAUAAAGAGGGAUUCAGCCAUGGUAACUGUAAUUUCCCAUUGCUUGUACUGAACUCCAGUGAACCCAUUCAGGCCAACCAGACAGAGUCAUGUCAUUUAAGCGUGCUUCACGUUAGUGAAGGAAGUUUCCUUACUGUGUCAUGCUAAACUAAGUGUGUUCUGUCAAGUGGAGGUAUGUACAGACCUUUCAGAGACUUCCAUUUAUCCAGUGGUUUGUACUGAAUUCCCAGAGGGUACACUGGCACUCGUUCGGAUGGUGACGGAGAAGAUACCUCACGCUGAGAUUUAUUAGACUCUGCAGUUAAACUCUUUGGUUCCUCUUUAUCUUCUAGGACUAAAACAUGUGAGUGAUGCUGCCUGGCCAAGCAGGCACAAAGUAUUCUCUGUGUAACACCCAGACUCCGGAGGGCUGUUUUGGGGCCAGUAUUUGUCUGGAUGUCACUCAAAGUAGAUUCAGAUAUUGUAUUUAUCAUUCUGUUCUGAGUCCCCUAUGGGUUGAUGUUUGCCUCUAUCUCUGUGAUUAGAAUGUGGAUUUUCCUUGAUAUAUUUGGCUAAGGGUGUAUUGUAAUAAUGUUAAUGCUAAUUACUUGAUAUUUCAUACUAUCUUACUGGGAGAUACUUUUAAAAAAUGUAUUUUGAAAUGUUUUAUUUCUGUUUGCUCAAUGUAUGGUAUUGCAUUAUGUUAAUACCAAUAAAAUUAUAUAUAUAUAUAUAUAUAGUUAUAUAUAUAUUUCCCUUUUAUAAAGAAGUAAAUUAUGCUUUUUUGCCUCACAAACAGGAAAUGUGCAGUGAAUAAAAUUACAGCAUUCUGCCUUACAGCAGGUGACAAAGCUUAUAAUAGUUUUAAUAUUCUUUUUUUGAAAAAUAAAAAGUAUAGUAUGACAUAAAUUAGUUGGAAAUUCAUCAAAAUGCAUGUUUUAUAUUUCUGCUCAAUGGGACUGUCACAAAACAGCCUAAAUUAUAUUAGCAAUGUUGUUUUGGCAUCUUUAAUUUUUUCUAAUCAGAAACAUGCACUGUAUUGCUAUUAUUGAUUACAAAACUGUACUGUCAUAAAUUUUUGCCUGUUGGCCAGAUAGACAAACCCUCUGAGUUUGUCUGUAGGAAUUGAUUUUAAAAUUUAAUUUAGUGCUCUUUCCAAUGCUUGGCAAAGGCAGAAUUUAUUUUUUAUAUAAGGUUGCCUUUGAAGUACCUGCCUCUGCCAGGAAUGAUAAAUCACUGCUAAGUACAUAAAGAUUCUGCAACCUGAAGGAUAUGUGAUUAAAGUCUUGUUGGAAUGGCCUGCAACCCCAGCCAGUCCUUUACAUUCUGUCAUUAAAUUCCAUAAUUAGUUAGAGGUGAAAUGUUUUGGAAAUGAAUUAGAGAAGCAGAAGCAAGGAUGUGACUCUAAAAUGUCCUUUGGCUGCCAUUUGGGGUAACACUGGUGGCUUAUUUGCUGCUCAUAGCCAAAGGCCAGCAUUUAUCUGCACUAAUGCCUAUUAGAUUGUCUUCAGCUUCCUCUCUUUCUUUUCCCCACCCUUUCUAACAUGUUGUAUUGAGUAUCUUUGUUUUGCAGAGGCAUUCAGAAGGGCUGUAAUUAGCAGUCCCUGGCAUUUAAUUGCAUACACAUUUGUUAAAUAUUUUUCUGUAUGCCUUAAAAUAAAGUAUAGAAAAUGGCAGUAAAUGUUUCUUUAAUGAAGGCAUUUGAUUUAUUCAUGAAGUCAGGAUUUUUUAAAGGUGUUAUUUUGGGCUUAAUAAAGGAAAUAAGCCAGCAAA